ACGUGACAACCUCGUGAUAGGGACAGCCAGCCUCCCAGUGACCACACCCUGUGAGUCUGUCUACCCUCAGGGCUCCGUGGUCUCUUCCUUCUGCACAGCUGAGUUCAGAGAGGAGACACCAUGCCCCACACCCUCUCGGCCCUGCUCUGCCUGGGGCUGAGCAUGGGCCUGAGGACCCCAGUGCAGGCAGGGACCCUCCCCAAACCUACCCUCUGGGCUGAGCCAAGUUCUGUAAUCCACUGGGGGAGCUCAGUAACCAUUUGGUGUCAGGGGAUCCUGGAGGCUAAGGAGUACCAUCUGGAUAAAGAGGGGAUCUCAACACACUGGGACAAACAGAAGCCAGUGGAUCCCGGGGACAAGGCCAAGUUCUCCAUCACACAGAUGAUAGAGCACACAGCAGGGAGAUAUCAGUGUUCCUAUCUCAGCGCCACUGGCUGGUCAGAGCGCAGUGACCCCCUGGAGCUGGUUGUGACAGGAUUCUACAGCAAACCCAUCCUCUCAGCCUUGCCCAGCCCUAUUGUGACUUCAGGAGAGAGUGUGAUUUUCAAGUGCCGCUCAGAGGAGGGAUACGGCAAGUUUGUUCUGACUAAGGAAGGAGAAGACAGGCUGUCCUGGACCCUGGACUCACAGCGACACUCCAGUGGGCAGUUCCAGGCCCUGUUCUCUGUGGGCCCUGUGACACCCACCCAUAGGUGGACAUUCAGAUGUUAUGGCUCUAACAGGAAUAGACCCCAGGUGUGGUCACCACCCAGUGAUGCCCUGGAGCUCCUGGUCUCAGGUGGCUCAGGGAAGCCCUCCCUCCUCACCCAGCAGGGACCCAUUGUGGCCUCUGGACAGAACCUGACCCUCCAGUGUCACUCUGACUUCGGCUAUGACAGAUUUGUUCUGUCCAAGGAAGGGGGACAGGACCUCCCCCAGAGCCCUGUCCUGCAGCUCCAGGCUGUGCUCUCUCAGGGUGACUUCCCCCUGGACACUGGGACCAGCUCCCACGGGGGCCAGUACAGGUGCUAUGGUGGAUACAGCCUGUCCUCUGAGUGGUCGGCCCCCAGUGACCCCCUGGACAUCCUGGUGGCAGGAUGGCUCCCUGACACACCCUCCCUCUCAGUGCAGCCAGGCCCCACAGUGGCCUCAGGAGAGAAGGUGACCCUGCUGUGUCAGUCACAGAGCCUGAGGGACACUUUCCUUCUGACCAAAGAGGGGGCAGCCGAUCUCCCCCUGCGUCUGAGAUCACAGUCUGGAGCUCAGCAGCACCAGGCAGAGUUCUCCCUGGGCCCUGUGACCUCAGCCCAGGGGGGUACCUACAGGUGUUACAGUGCAAACCACAACAGCCCCUACCUGCUGUCACAUCCCAGUGAGCCCCUGGAGCUCCUGAUCUCAGCCUCCCAACCCCAAGACUACACAGUGGAGAAUCACAUCUGCAUGGCCAUGGCUCUGCUGGUCCUCAUGGUCCUUGGGGUGCUGCUGUUUCAGGCUCGAGACAGCAAGAGAAUGGCCCAGGCUGCAGUCAGGACAUGAACACAGAGGGGACAGGGCACCAUUCAGAGUGGGGGGAGCAUGAAGCCCAUCUGAUGACACAGGA
This is a messenger RNA of Phyllostomus discolor (pale spear-nosed bat), 1579 nucleotides long. RefSeq names its product leukocyte immunoglobulin-like receptor subfamily A member 6. Gene Ontology annotation, molecular function: inhibitory MHC class I receptor activity. The record is from RefSeq and is a predicted model, not a curated record. Gene Ontology annotation, biological process: cytokine-mediated signaling pathway. The transcript has 7 exons. Lineage: Eukaryota; Metazoa; Chordata; Mammalia; Chiroptera; Phyllostomidae. The coding region runs from base 121 to 1515 and encodes 464 amino acids.